AAUCUGUUAAUGUUAAUGUCGGUUGCGGCGAUCUCGUAUCUUUGCGUUGUGGAAGGAAGCGGCGAAAUAACAGAUAUAGACCAAUACCCUUGGGCAGCCCUAAUCGAGUACCAGGAUGACAACAAGAUCAGAAUUUAUUGCGGAGGGGCUCUCAUCAGCGAUCGAUAUGUGCUCACAGCUGCGCAUUGUGUCGUUGGACCCCAUGUUAAGGCUAAACCUCCCCGCAACGUGCGCCUAGGUGAAUUCGACCUAUCAAACGAGGUAGACCAGCCAGACUGUGUAACUAUCAACGGAGGCGGCUCUGAUUGUACUGAAGGCGCUGUCGUGAUACCUAUAGAAAAAGUCAUCUCACAUCCGGAUUACAACAAUAAUGAUAGGAAGACUAGGAAACAUGAUAUUGCUUUGAUACGCAUGAGUAAAUCAGCGCCUACUGAUUCCGACUUUAUCCGUCCAAUCAGCUUACCUACAUCCGACAUAACUUUAUCUAUACCUUCCGGCCAGCUGCUGAUCGAAACAGGUUGGGGCCUUAGAAAAUCGGGGACAUUAAAAGUGCAUGUGAAAAUACCGUUUGUGCCACUUUCUGAAUGCCAAGCCAUAUACAGCAACCACAGAACCCAACUCUGGCAGGGUCAAAUUUGCGCUGCUGGAAAGGAAAUCAAUCCUGCCUGUACAGCAGAAGGAGGUAGUCCUCUCGUGUGGGAGAACCCUAACAAGGUCUUUGAACUUAUAGGGUUAGACAGCUUUGGACCAAUAUGUGGGAAUGACGAUUUACCUUCUGUUUAUACGUAUGUGUACGAGUAUAAUUCUUGGAUCCAUCAGAAUAUUGAAUCCUAAGAUUUCAGACUGAGAUUUUCUAGUCUUUCUAAGACUGUUUGGAAAAUUUUCCUUUUCUAAUGUAAUCCGCUAUGCAAUUCUAUUAAAUUGCGUGUUGGAAUAGAGCAACAUAGAAUUUAUAUAGUGGAUUAACGUGGAAAAGAGGAAUAUAUAUUAUUUAAAUUUUUUUAAAUUUUAAUAUCAUCCAUAUUUUAUAUAACAAACAGAUGGAAAUUAUGGUGGAGGUAAGAUCAAAGCAUUUUGUGUUUUAAUACAUAAGCUUUC
Hyposmocoma kahamanoa is the source of this 1098-nucleotide messenger RNA. Its product is annotated as phenoloxidase-activating enzyme-like. The record is from RefSeq and is a predicted model, not a curated record. Gene Ontology annotation, biological process: proteolysis. The coding region runs from base 10 to 834 and encodes 274 amino acids. Gene Ontology annotation, molecular function: serine-type endopeptidase activity. The transcript is spliced from 5 exons. Lineage: Eukaryota; Metazoa; Arthropoda; Insecta; Lepidoptera; Cosmopterigidae.